AUGGGCCAACCGCCGGGGCCGUGGACGUUGCCGGUGAUCGGCAGUCUGCACCACAUCGCCGGGCAGCUCCCGCACCGGGCCUUGCGUGACAUAGCGCGGCGCUACGGGUGGCCCGUCAUGCUGCUCCACCUCGGCGAGGUGCCCACGCUCGUCGUCUCCUCCCGCUCCGGUGCGCGCGAAGUGAUGAAGACCCACGACGCUGCGUUCGCCUCACGGCCCCUGAGCUCCACCGUGCGCGUGCUCACAAACGGCGGGCGGGACAUCAUCUUCGCCCCCUAUGGCGACCACUGGCGAAUGAUGCGCCGGAUCGCCGUGACCGAGCUCCUCACGGCCCGCCGAGUCCUCUCCUUCCGUGCUAUCCGGGAGCAGGAGGUCGCCGCCAUGCUCCGCGCCAUCGCUGCCGGCGGGGAAGAGGUCGACAUGCGCGCGCGGCUGUCGGCAAUGCUGGCGGACAGCACGGUGCGCGCCGUGAUGGGGGACCGCUGCAGGGACCGGGACGUGUUCCUCCGAGAGGUCGACCGCGCUAACGAGCUUGGCAGGGGGUUCAACCUGGCCGACUUGUGGCCGUCGUCGCGGCUCCUCGUUUGGGCCAGCGGCGCCGUUCGCCGCGCCGAGGAGUGCCGUGACACUGUGUUCGUGAUCCUCGACGGCAUCAUCGCCGAGCACUUGGAGAGGAUGGACGGUGUUGGAGACGACGAUCAGGACCUCAUCGAUGUUCUCCUGAGGAUACAGAAGGACGGCGGCGGCGACCUCGACAUCGACUCUAUUAAAGCCGUCAUCUUCGACAUCUUUGCCGCGGGCAGCGAGACAUCAUCCACAACACUUGAGUGGAUCAUGGCGGAGCUGGUGAAGAACCCGAAGGUGAUGCAUCGGGUCACAACGGAGGUUCGCCAAGCUUUCGAGGCGGGCGGCACGGUGGUCGAGGAGCAGCUCGCCAACCUCGUCCCGUACCUGCAGCUCGUGAUCCGGGAGACGCUCCGACUGCACACGCCGCUGCCGCUGCUGCUCCCCCGAGAGUGCCGGGAAGAGGCAGGUUGUCGUGUGCUCGGAUACGACGUGCCGCAGGGCACACAGGUGCUGGUGAACGCCUGGGCGCUCAGCCGCGACGAGCGGUACUGGCCCGAUGCGCCGGAGGAGUUCCGACCGGAGCGAUUCGAGAAGUCGGAGGUGGAUUUCAGGGGAGCGGACUUCGAGCUCCUGCCGUUCGGUUCUGGGAGGAGAAUUUGCCCUGGCUUGGCGUUUGGACUCGCCAACGUGGAGCUCGCCCUUGCUAGUCUGCUGCUGCACUUCGACUGGGAGGCGCCGGGGCUGGAUGAUCCUGCAGGGUUUGACAUGACGGAGGCCUUCGGCGUCACUACAAGGCGGAAGAAUGGACUCGUGUUGCGCCCUGUCCUCCGCGUGCCAUUGCCAGGUGUCUAG
Messenger RNA from Triticum dicoccoides, 1419 nucleotides. Its product is annotated as zealexin A1 synthase-like. The coding region runs from base 1 to 1419 and encodes 472 amino acids. NCBI's taxonomy places the organism in Eukaryota, Viridiplantae, Streptophyta, Magnoliopsida, Poales, Poaceae. The transcript has 2 exons. The record is from RefSeq and is a predicted model, not a curated record. Gene Ontology annotation, molecular function: monooxygenase activity; heme binding; iron ion binding.